UGGACAUUCAAUGAGUCUUUUUUUGAGGUGGAGAAGUUAUCAAUUUAAAAUAAUUGUGAAACAUCGCACUGAAUAUUGCAGGAAUUAUGGCAUAUCAUUUAUCAUGCGAAAACUUUAAUCAGCUCUUAGAUAGAGGAUGUAACCGGUAAUUCGGCAAGUAAAGCAAAAGUGACAGAAAUGCUUUGUUGUUCCAAAGUUUUUCUCCGCUUUAUUAAAGGAACAUUGGUACAAAGCAAAUCAAGCCACUUUUGUUUUCAAGAUUUUCUUUCUUAUAUUAUCAGGAUUUUGUAGCUUUUGCUGAAUUCUAGGUCCCAAAUUUCAGGUAUGUGGACACGCAGUCUCUCCGUAUCGCACUAUAACGAAUUACUUGAUAGAGGGAUCAGAAGAUCUGGUAAAUAUUUAUACAAGCCGAUGAUUGCCAGUACAUGCUGUCCACAAUAUACAAUCAGACUUGAUGUCAACAAUUUCCGCUUGUCAAGAGCACAAAAAAAAGUGUUGCGUCGAAUGAAUGAUUUUCUCCAGAGAGAUGUUCGACCGAACGAACGACCAAAAAUACCAGAACAUAAGGUAACACAAAGGGCAGCUGAAAGUAGUGCUGUUUCAUCAAAUUCUCAAGUCAAAGAGGUACAAGAUAAUGAGAAGGAAAUAGUGAAUCAUGGAUCUCGAAAAAAAGAAAAGAAGAAGGUCCAAAGGCAAGAAAGAGCUUUCCAAAAAAUGCGCGAGAAAGGUAUCAAUGUUAAGGAGGCCCAAAGAAUGCGUCAUGAAAAGGAAGAAUUUCGGAGAAGAACUUUGAAAUCAUUCAUUAUCAGUUACGAUCCGGAAACGUUCAAGCAUAAAUUAGAAGUACGUUUGGUUGAUUCGAACUCAUCUGAGUUUUAUGAGACUUUCAAAGAAAGUUUCAAAUUGUUUGAGAAAUACCAAACGAAUGUUCAUCAUGAUACUCGCUGUAAUAGAACUGGGUAUCGGAAUUUCCUUGCAGAUUCACCACUAUUCAAUAACGAAAGAGACGAGAGUAAGAGCGUGGCGCUUGGUUCAUAUCAUCAACAGUAUUAUCUUGAUGGCCGUUUAAUAGCUGUUGGUGUUGUGGAUAUUUUACCACGCUGCUUAUCAGCCAAAUACCUCUAUUACGAUCCCGACUACGAAUUUCUCGCCCUUGGAACAUACACAGCUUUACGGGAAAUUGCAUUUACUCAGGAGCUUGCAAAAGAAAGACCACAGCUACACUACUACUAUAUGGGGUUUUAUAUUCAUUCAUGUCAAAAAAUGCGCUACAAGCAGCGCUUCCAUCCAUCCGAUUUGUUAUGCGAUCGUAGUUUCACGUGGGUACCUCUGGAAAAGUGCUUAGAAAUGAUAGAGAGAUAUGGCGAACGAAUCGAAGCAUUCGCCCCAGAUGCUCCGAUAGCUGAAAAGUGUCCAGUAGAGUCCGUAAGAUGUCUUUACAAAAUGAAUAUUUUUCCGUACCAAAUUUUAUUGACGCUACCAGAUUUUAAAGAAACAGAAACAUUCAUGGAGGAAUAUACUCGAAUUGUUGGACCAGUCGCCCGAGAAAUGUUGCUCUACAGAAAAUGAUAUUUCAUAGACUUGUUUUUUAAUUUUAUUGUUUCGUUUUUUCAGCAUCGACUAUGUAAAAAAUUUUGAUCCGCGUGAAAAGUCUAACACAAAAUGCAAUCAUUUUUGCCAGUUACGGUUUAUGCAGUUGAAAGUGUUCCACACUUUUGUGGAGUUAGUAUGAAGAUUUCUGCGCGAAAUCUAACUUUGCCCAACUUAUGACGCGUGAGCUUGGUAAUAUUAGUGUUAGAAGACGAAACAUAUUGGAAGCUGCUAGACUGUUGGAAAGACCAGCAACGCCCAAUUACCUAUUUCAGAUGAUUCAAAUAAUGAAAGAAUAAACUUACAAA
Molecule: messenger RNA, 1898 nt
Organism: Loa loa (African eye worm)
Lineage: Eukaryota; Metazoa; Nematoda; Chromadorea; Rhabditida; Onchocercidae
Product: arginine-tRNA-protein transferase
Exons: 8
Coding region: 325-1569 (414 amino acids)
Biological process (GO): protein arginylation
Cellular component (GO): cytoplasm
Molecular function (GO): arginyl-tRNA--protein transferase activity
Source: RefSeq, a predicted model, not a curated record